AUGAAUGCACGUAUUUGCACUUCGUUGCACUCCGUUCCUGGUACUGGGCGUAAGAAAAAAGACGAUGAAGUGAAAUUAUGGUGUGAAAUGAACGACGGAUUGUGCUAUGUUUAUAGAAGUUGCAUACCUGCCAGAAAUGAAUUUGGAAUUCUUGGUAUACAGGUUGCGGGAGAUAUGAUGCACUUAAAUAUCCUUAUAAAAGAUGAUGAUGAAAUUCAUCGCCUUUUUCAUCUUCGCUCAGUAAAAAUUCCCGUACGACCACGCAAUGAAGAAGAUGUGUUGCAAUUUGCAGAAGCAUUGUUGCUUUUACGAAAUAUUAUGAUUGUUAACAUAUCUUUAUUAUUUCAUUCAUCGAGAAUUAGAUCAGAACGUCUCAAGAAACGAAGUUCAAGUUCAAAUAUUACUGUAACUACUCCAGAACAUCCUUCUAUGGAUGGGGAAUAG
Scutellospora calospora is the source of this 444-nucleotide messenger RNA. The record is from the annotation of a GenBank genome assembly. NCBI's taxonomy places the organism in Eukaryota, Fungi, Glomeromycota, Glomeromycetes, Diversisporales, Gigasporaceae.